This is a messenger RNA of Momordica charantia (bitter melon), 1906 nucleotides long. It is a transcript of the gene PHT4;5, whose product is annotated as phosphate transporter 4;5. Gene Ontology annotation, molecular function: transmembrane transporter activity. Gene Ontology annotation, biological process: transmembrane transport. The record is from RefSeq and is a predicted model, not a curated record. Lineage: Eukaryota; Viridiplantae; Streptophyta; Magnoliopsida; Cucurbitales; Cucurbitaceae.
AGCCUCACAAUCUGCAGACUUCCGUGGCCUCACCAGCUUCCUCCCAUGGCCGCAACUUCACGCCACGUCUUUCUUUCUUCAUCUUCCCCCUAAACACAAAGCCCCAUCAAAACUUUACUCAACCCAACAAUGGCGAAAUUCUCGAUUCGGCCACACAACACUCGCUUCUUUCUCUCCCACCCCACUAACCCCCACGCUUCAAUUUCCCGCUCAAUUCGCGCCACUCCCUCACUUUCUCGCCCGCAACUCCUGCGAUUAAGCAUCCGGGUUCGCUGUAGCAUCAGAGAGAAAGAAAAUGUCAAGCGAAACGAGGAGGUUCCCUCUGUGCUCUCGGGCCUCCGUGUCGACGAAUCGGAACGAAUCGGGUCCAUUUCGAAACCCGAGGACGAUUCCAGCUCUGGAAAUGGAGUUGUUGAGGUGGGUUCCGAUGCGAAUUGGCCGCCGUGGAAGAAUGUUCCCGAGAGGUAUAAAUUGAUCGGCACCACGGCGCUUGCCUUCGUUAUCUGCAACAUGGACAAGGUGAAUCUAAGCGUUGCUAUAAUUCCAAUGUCGCACCAGUUUGGGUGGAAUUCUUCGGUGGCUGGGUUGGUUCAGUCAUCUUUCUUCUGGGGUUAUGCUUUGAGCCAGUUGCCUGGUGGGUGGCUUGCCAAGAUAUUUGGUGGGAGAAAAGUUCUGGAAAUCGGAGUACUGACUUGGUCACUAGCCACCGCUCUCGUUCCAUUUCUUGCUGGAUAUAUGCCUGGAUUAAUAUUAUCCAGAAUUUUGGUUGGCAUCGGAGAAGGGGUUUCGCCAUCGGCUGCAACUGACCUUAUUGCGAGGUCAAUCCCUCUGCAGGAACGCUCACGGGCAGUUGCAUUUGUUUUUGGUGGGCUGAGUGUAGGAAGCGUUUCAGGCCUACUUUUGGCUCCUUCUCUAAUCCAAAAUUUAGGUUGGGAAUCAGUGUUCUACAUUUUUGGCAUUCUGGGUAUAGCCUGGUUUGCAGGAUUCCAGUUCCUGGAUGGACAAGGACCAGCAUCAUCAACUGCAAUCCCAGUUAAAUCCAAUUCAGCAUCCAAACUCAAACAUCUACCUGCCGCCCUCAAGGAAGUACCAUGGAAGGCGUUUAUGGAGUAUCCACCAUUAUGGGCAAUGAUAUACACUCAUUUCUGUGGGAGUUGGGGUCACUAUACCUGUCUCUCUUGGCUUCCUACUUAUUUUAGCGAGGAGUUGAACCUUAAUUUGACUGAAGCUGCUUGGGUUUCCAUCCUUCCGCCCCUGGCUUCAAUUUUUGUAACCAGCAUUGCAGCACAGUUGGCUGAUAACUUGAUUACCAACGGUGUCGAUACCACGACGGUAAGAAAGAUUUGCCAAACCAUUGCCUUUGUGUCCCCAGCAGUUUGCAUGACUUUGUCCUCUGUUGAUUUAGGAUUGCCACCUUGGGAGGUUGUAGGAAUUUUAACCACUGGCUUGGCCCUAUCAAGUUUUGCACUGUCCGGACUUUACUGUACUCAUCAAGAUAUGUCACCUGAAUAUGCAAGUGUCCUUUUGGGCAUUACGAAUACUGUCGGAGCAAUACCGGGUAUUAUAGGAGUUGCUCUCACUGGCUUUCUUCUUGAUUCAACUCAUUCCUGGAGUAUCUCACUGUUUGCCCCGUCAAUCUUCUUCUACUUGACCGGGACAAUCAUUUGGUUGGUCUUCGCCAGCAGUAAACCUCAAUCCUUUUCGAAGAACGAAGAAUGAAUUGUGUUGAAUACAAUAGGAAUGCUUCCAUCACGUCAUUGGUAUAGCCAUUGACUACAUUUUACAUAUUCAAGUUCUUCAGUUGUAUAUUUAUAGUGAACACAUAACAUGUAUAUUCCCCAAUAGAGCAUCAUUCAUUAUCAUUUAGAUAUUUUGUUUUCUAACCAUUUUUAAUCAGAGUAAUCCU